AUGGCCAAGUUCCGCGCAAGCAAUAUCCUUGGCGACCCGUUCGCACUCGCGACACUCUCAAUCGCCAUUCUCGCCUGGCUGAUCGCCUUCAUCUCCUCUAUUAUCGCCGACAUUCAGGCAGACUACUACAAUUUCAACUGGUGGGCUAUCAGCUACAUGUUCUGUGUCACCGUUGGCCUCAUUUUCACUUUUGGCACCGAUACCGGCAAUGUUUAUAGCGUUGCGAUUGUCGGAUACCUCGCUUCUGGGCUAGUGCUCACGUCAAUUGCUGCGAACAAUGCAGUCAACGCCGGUCAGGCUGCCAAGCAGGCUGCGGGCGCCGGGUUCAUUUUGCUCUCCAUGGUCGUUAUCCUCUGGAUCUUCUAUUUCGGCUCCGCUCCUCAGGCCUCUCAUCGCGGUUUUAUCGACUCUUUCGCCCUCAACAAGGAACAGCCCGGAUCAUAUCGUGGCAGUGCUCCCAUGUCGAGCGCCUUCGGUGCCCGUCCCGAUACCAUGGCCACCAGCAACACCCCGCAGAUGUACACGUCCGCGCAGUUGAACGGCUUCGAGACCUCGUCGCCCGUUUCCGGUUACCCCGGCGGUGCUCCUGGCGCUGAGCGUAACUCCUCUCAGCCCCCACGAUUUGGAGGGGCCAGCCCCGCCAAUGCUGGUGGGGGCGCUGCCCAAGAAGGCAGUGAGGUGCCACCGCCAACCGAGUAUCCCUACCGCGCGAAGGCCAUCUAUUCUUACGACGCUAACCCAGAGGAUGCCAACGAGAUCAGCUUCAGCAAGCACGAGAUUCUUGAAGUCUCCGAUGUCAGUGGUCGAUGGUGGCAGGCCCGGAAAUCAAGCGGAGAGACCGGCAUUGCACCCUCUAAUUAUUUGAUCCUGUUGUGA
Penicillium diatomitis is the source of this 876-nucleotide messenger RNA. It is a transcript of the gene sho1, whose product is annotated as osmosensor SHO1. The record is from RefSeq and is a predicted model, not a curated record. NCBI's taxonomy places the organism in Eukaryota, Fungi, Ascomycota, Eurotiomycetes, Eurotiales, Aspergillaceae. Gene Ontology annotation, molecular function: protein binding. Bases 1 to 876 code for a protein of 291 amino acids. The transcript has 3 exons.